This is a messenger RNA of Chlorocebus sabaeus (green monkey), 6006 nucleotides long. RefSeq names its product natural killer cell cytotoxicity receptor 3 ligand 1 (gene NCR3LG1). The record is from RefSeq and is a predicted model, not a curated record. Lineage: Eukaryota; Metazoa; Chordata; Mammalia; Primates; Cercopithecidae.
GGGCGGGGACGAGGGAGGCUUCCCCAGCCGGUGCGCGCCCUGGCGCGAAAGUGAGGCGCGGGCGGGGCUGGUCACGCGCCUGGCUUCCUGCAGUGCGAACCCUGGAAAUCCAGGCGACUUCGCAGUUGCCGAAGGGACCCGAAGAAGUGGGAUGUGCAAAAGCGCCGGCUGGAAAUCCCGGCUGUGUCUGCGUCAACUCUUUACCCAACAGAGGGCUCCCCCGGCCCUUGGUUUUUACCGGGCCGCCUGCUCCCACUCGGCGAAAAAAAUUCCAGAGCGGCUGCCGUGGCGAUGGCGUGGAUGGCUGCCUUCUCCGCGUGCGCGGCGCUCCUGCUUCCGUGGUGCCCACUGAUGACCGCAGGUGAUCUGAAAGUGGAGAUGAUGGCAAGGGGGAUUCAGGCCACACGCCUGAAUGACAGUGUUACCAUAUCCUGCAAAGUCAUUUAUUCCCAACCCCUCAACAUCACUUCUAUGGGUAUCACCUGGUUUCGGAAGAGUCUGACAUUAGACAAAGAAGUCAAGGUCUUUGAAUUUUUUGGAGAUCACCAAAAGGCAUUCCGACCUGGAGCCAAUGUGUCUCUAUGGAGGCUGAAGAGUGGGGACGCCUCACUGAAGCUGCCUGGAGUCCAGCUGGAGGAAGCAGGAGAGUACCGAUGUGAGGUGGUUGUCACCCCUCUGAAGGCACAGGGAACGGUUCAACUUAAAGUUGUGGCUUCCCCAACCAGCAGAUUGUUUCAGGAUCAAGCGGUGGUGAAAGAGAAUGAAGGCAAAUAUAUGUGUGAGUCAAGUGGGUUCUAUCCAAAGGAUAUUAAUAUAACAUGGGAGAAGAGGACCCAGAAGUCUCCCCAUCACGUAGUGAUUUCUGAGAACAUCAUCACUGGUCCCACCAUCAAGAAUAUGGAUGGUACAUUUAACAUCACUAGCUGCUUGAAGCUGAACUCCUCUCAGGAAGACCCUGGGACUGUCUACCAAUGUGUGAUACGGCAUGAGUCCUUGCAUACUCCUGUGAGCAUCGACUUUAACCUGACUGCUCCUCGGCAGAGUCUUUCUGAACCUGAGAAGACAGAUGUCUCUUCCACUAAUAGGUGGCGUAUUCCAUUAAUUGCUUUUGGAUUGAUUUUAUUUUUAUUAAUUGUUUGGAUUCUUUGGAAAAAGAUAUGUAACAAAUCAUCUUCAGCCUAUACUCCUCUCAAGUGCAUUCUGAAACACUGGAGCUCCUUUGACACUCAGACUCUGAAGAAAGAGCGCCUCGUAUUCUUUUGCACUCAGGCAUGGCCAUCUUACCAGCUGCAGGAUGGGGAGGCCUGGCCUCCUGAGGGAAGUGUUAAUAUUAAUACCAUUCAACAACUAGAUAUUUUCUGCAGACAGGAGGGCAAAUGGUCCGAGGUUCCUUAUGUGCAAGCCUUCUUUGCCUUGCGAGACAACCCAGAUCUUUGUGAGUGUUGUGGAAUUUACCCUGUUCUCCUAACAGAUACAUCAGGCAAGUCCACAGAUGAUAAUUCCCCAAAGUCUGAGAAACAAACCCCUAGGGAAUACUCGGAUGCAGUUCCUGGAUGCCCCAGUCCUUCCUCUCCCCACUCUCUGGGACCUCCUUCAGCCACAUCAUCAACAACUCCAGUUCUACCUUCCCAACCCCCAACUUUACUGUUACCCCUACAGUAAAUGCCUGAUGGAUGUGGUGCCACUAGGGUCCAAGUUCCCUUUUCAUUACAGGACCUUGUGCAAAUAGAGGGGGACCUGGGCAAGUUCUCUGGUGACCCUGAUAGAUAUAUAGAGGCUUUCCAAAACCUAACUCAGGUGUUUGACCUUACUUGGAGUGAUGUUAUGUUGCUCUUAAACUCUAACUACUGCAGAGAAACAGGUAGCCCUGCAGGCAGCAGAAAAAUUCAGAGAUGAACAACAUGUCUUCUAUAGUUGCUCAAUAAGGAAAGAAGGUGAGAAAGAACCAGCAUUCACAUACCCAAUAGGAAGGGAGACAGUGCCCCUUGAACAACAUAAUUGGGAUCCCAGUGGUACCUUAGAUGAGUGGCAAAUAAAACAUUUUCAAAUGUGCUUAUUAGAGGGCUUACAGAGGACCAGAGCCAAGCCUCUUAAUUACCCCAAACUUUCCAUGAUAGAUUAAAAACUAGAUGAAAUUCCCUCAGCCUUUUUGGAAAGGCUGAGAGAGGCUGUAGUGAAGCAUAUGUUCCUGUCUCCUGUGAGGGAUGUUUAUACCUCACAUAAAUAAUUUAAUUGAGGGACAGCUAAUUUUGAAAGACAAGUUUAUUACUCAAGACAGCCCCUGAUAUCAGAAGGAAACUAGAGAAACAGGCCAUGGGACCAGAUAGCACCUUAGAAAACCUCCUGAAGGUAAUCACCUUGGUCUUUUAUAAUAGAGACCAGGAGAAGGCCCAGGAGAAGGAGAGGAAAAAGGCAGAGACUCUUGUGGGCACUUUGUAUAAAAUCCAGUAUCCCCAAGGUGCACCUGCUAGUUGCUACCAAUGUGGCAAACCCGGGUACUUCAAAAGGGACCGCCCAUGCAGCAAGAAGAAGCCACCUCAACCCUGUCCAGUAUACAGUGGGGACCACUGGAAGGCAGACUGUCACAGGAGACAUAGGUCACUGAGUCCAGAGCCAGUCUCACAAAUGGUCCAGCAGGACUGAUGGGUCCUGGGGCUUAACUCCCUGGCUCCAGCGGCUCAGACUGUGUUACUAGCCAGGAGCCCCAGGUGAUUCUGGAGUUUGAAGGGAGGAAGAUAGACUUCUUUCUGGACACUGGAGCCAGUCUCUGUGUUUUCCUCUCCAGUUCAGGCCUUCGUUCCUCCCAUAGCACAACCAUGAUGGGCAUCUCAGGGAAGACUUUAACCUGAUAUUUUUCUCAACCUAUUAGCUGCAGUUGGGGAGACCUGCUGUUUACACAGGCCUUUUUAAUCAUGCCUGAAAGUCCCACUCCUUUAUUAGGUAGAGAUAUUCCAGCAUGUAUGGGGGCCACCAUCCUUAUGGCUCCAGGACAAACUCUGCCUCCCCUUAGUGGAAAACAGUAUUAACCCAGAGGUUUGGGCAACUCAGGGUAGAAGUGGCUGGGCUAUAACAAGUAUACCAGUCUGGAUCCACCUCAAGGAUCCCACUUUUUUUUCCUAACCAGAGACAAUAUCCCCUGAAGCCAGAAAGUAGAAAAGGGCUAGAAGCCAGCAUUGAUAAUGUAAAGGCACAAGGCCUCCUUAGGCCUUGCCGUAGCCCUUGAAACACCCCAAUAUUAGGGGUGCAAAAAUCCAAUGGGGAAUGGAGACUAGUUCAGGAGCUCUGCCUUAUUAAUGAGGCUAUGGUUCCGAUUCAUCUAGUAGAUCCCUAUCCCUAUACUUUGCUAACUCAAAUAUCCAAGGGAACUAAAUGGUUCCCAGUUCUGGACCUAAAGGAUGCCUUUUUCUGUAUACCUUUACACCCUGACUCCCAGUACUUGUUUGCCUUUGAGGACUCCUCCCAUCAAACAACCCAGUUAACCUGGACAGUACUGCCUCAGAUUUAGAGAUAGUCCCCACCUAUUUGGGCAAGUAUUGUCAAGACAUCACUUUGAAUUCUCCCAUCCUCAGGUUAAAGUUUUACAAUAUGUAGAUGACAUUCUUCUCUGUGCCCCGACUGAGGAAGUUUCUUGAGAGGGCACUGAGGCUCUCCUUAAUUUUCUAGCUGGAAAGGGAUAUAAGGCUUCAAAAAUCUAAGACUCAGCCCUGUCAGACUUCAGUAAAGUACCUAGGUCUGGUCUUGUCAGAAGGGAACAAGAGCACUAGGCGAGGAGAGGAUUAAGCCCAUUUCUUCCCUUCCUCUCCCCAGAAUCCUCAAACAGCUGAGGGAUGCUUAGGCAUUACGGGUUUUUGUAGGUUAUGGAUACCCAGCUAUGAUGAAAUAGGUUGCCCUUUAUAUCACCUUAUAAAAUAAAUUCAAGCGGCUAAAACUCACUUCCUGACCUGGGAACCUGAAGGUCAAAAGGCCUUUAAUCAGUUAAAAUAAGCCUUGCUUAAAGCACCAACCCCGAGUCUUUCCGUAGGGAAGGUCUUUAAUCUUUAUGUAUCAUAAAGGAAAGGAAUGGCCCUGGGAGUUUUAAUUCAAGUUCAAGGCCCAGCUCAACAGCCAGUAGGUUACUUAAGUAGAGAGUUUGACUUGGAGGCUAAAGGAUAGCCAGCUUGCCUCUGAGCAGUUACAGUGGCGGCCCUGCUAGUCCCAAAGGCCACCAAGUUAAUUCUGGGGAAUAACCUGUUUGUACCUCACAUAAAUAAUGUGGCAGGCUUGCUGUCUUCUAAAGCGAGUCUCUGGCUAACAGACAGCUGCCUCCUCAAGUAUCAGGCUUUGCUGCUAGAGGGAUCUGCAGUCCAGUUAAAAAUCUGUCCUUGCCUGAUCCCAGCCACUUUCCUUCCAGAGGAAACUGGAGAAACUGAACAUAAUUGUGAACAGAUUGUAGUACAACCGAUGCCGCUAGGGAGAAUCUCAAAGAAAUUCCCCUAAAAAAUCCAGACUGGACCCACUUUAUAGAUGGGAGCUCUUUUGUAGGACAGGGAGUCUGUAAAGCGGGAUAUGCAGUAGUCACUCUAAAUAACAUUAUUGAAAAUGUGCCUCUCUUACCAGGCACAAGCGCUCAAUCAGCUGAGCUGAUCCCUCUCACAAAAGCACUUGAACUAAGCAAAGGAGAGACAGCUAACAUUUAUACUGACUCCAAGUGUACCUUUCUAGUUCUCCUUGCCCAUGCUGCCAUCUGGAAGGAAAGGCACUUCCUCACCGCUAAUGGGUCUUCCAUUAAAUACCGUCAAGACAUCAACAGGCUAUUAUCCUCAGUGUUCCUCCCAUGAGAAUUAGGAGUAAGACAUUGCAGAGGGCAUCAGAAGGGGGUAGAUGAAAUAGCCAAAGGAAACAGGUUAUCAUACCAAAGAGCAAAGUCAGCAGUAAGAAGGCCCCAAGGUCCCAAUACACCUGAGAUGUCUCUGAUUUUCCUACAUAAGGGAAAUAAAGCCUCAGUAUUCCCCUACAGAGAUAGAAUGGGCCACCUCUCCAGGGUAUACUUUUCAACCCUCAGGAUGGUUACAAUCAGAAGAUGGCAAAGUACGCUUGCCAGCCUCCAGCCAAUGGAAGAUUCUUAAAAUCCUCCACUGAGCCUUUCACUUAGGAAAGCAUAAGACAUCAAUGUGUCCAGAGAUUGUUCUCAGGAGAAAAUCUACUAAAAAUGGUCAAAUAGGUUGUUAAUGCCUGUGAAACCCUCUUAAAAACAAUCGCUUUAAUAGAUGGCUUCUUCCCCACCACACUCAGAGGAUGGAAAGUUACUCAGGGGAGGACUGGCAGAUAGACUUCACCCAUAUGCCCAAAAUAAAUGGCAUUCAAUAUCUUUUGGUGUGGGUGGAUACCUUCAUUAACUGGGUAGAGGCCUUCCCAUGCCGAACAGAAAAGGCCUCUGAGGUGGUGAGAAUACUAAUUAGUUAAAUAAUUCCUUGCUUUGGGCUCCCUAAGUACUUCCAAAGCAAUGAUGUCCCCUCAUUUAAAGCAGCUGCUACCCAGUGGGGCCGAGUCUGCUAGGACUUUUGACUGGGUUUGGUAAUACGUCACACCCUUUAGCCUCUGCGUGUGUCAGUCAUGGCCCAUUUAUACAAGACUAAUUGCUGGGUCUGUCCUGAGCGGUUUGCUCAGUUCAGUAACACUAAGGAACCUCUUGAUGACCUGGUAUUUACUGUCUUAGGAUUCCCUUUGUUAGCUUUACCUUUAGCCAUUAAAGACUUGUCAGGCAUAAAUGGAACAUGGUAUGGGAACACUUUCAACUGAGUAACUAACUCCUCCCAGGAAAGCAUUUCCUCCCUGGUACCAGAAAACACUUUCGGCAAAGAUAAGCUUCACACCCUCAGGCUAGGAAAAGUUGGCCGGGUAAUAGCAAAUGCCUCCUCCUGUUUUAAAAGCAGAAGAAAAGGACCAUACCUGGGAGAUCUCAAAUAUUAUAACACCAUACUCGUAAUUGCUGAAAGCUCGGAGGUUUGGAGAAAAAGACAUAAUAAG